Eimeria tenella is the source of this 1188-nucleotide messenger RNA. RefSeq names its product WD domain, G-beta repeat-containing protein, putative. The record is from RefSeq and is a predicted model, not a curated record. NCBI's taxonomy places the organism in Eukaryota, Apicomplexa, Conoidasida, Eucoccidiorida, Eimeriidae. The coding region runs from base 1 to 1188 and encodes 395 amino acids. The transcript is spliced from 2 exons.
AUGUACGAAAGAAAACUUUUGGAAGUUCAAAAAGAAAAAAUAAAAGUGCGGGGCCAAGCUGGGGUGUACAGACAGCAGUAUGAAGAUGCAGCAGAAGAAUUUCAGCAGCUAAAAGAAGCCACGAGAGCAAAAGAAGAAAAGUUCUCCAGACUCAAAGAGGACCUGGAAAAGCUGCUGCAGGACCGUUCGCAGCUGCAGCAGCAGCUGAAGGAAAAAGAAGAAGCUUUAGGAGAAAAAGAAAAGAAGAUUUAUUUGCUGCGGCAGCAGCAGCAAAGUUUUGAGAAGCAAAACUACAUAUUAGGGUAUAAGCUGCAGCAGCUGCAGCAAACCGCGGGGCCGCAGCAGCAGCAGCUGCAGGAGAUGCAGCAGCAGAUCAAGUGCAUGGACCGCGAGCUCGUUUGCUGCCAGCAGCAGCAGCAGCAGCAGCAGCAGCAGCAGCAGAAGCUGCAGCGCCUGCUGCUCGCUGCCCGGCAGCAGCAGCAGCAGCAGCAGCAGCAAACGAAACAAAAACAAAAAGUCAUCAACAACUUAAGUUGGGGAGUUUGCAAAUGUCUGCAGCAAAUUGACAAUCCGAAAGAACUGAAGAGAGAUUUGCUGCUGCUGUACAGAAGCAGCGGCGCAGCAGCAGCAGCAGCAGCAGCAGCAAAGCCCCCCAACGAAGACGCUGCAGCAGAACAAACCAGGCAGCAGCAGCACCUCGAAGCAGCAAUUAAACAACUCAAAAAAAGAAUUUCAAAAGAUGCAAAAACUCACAGAGAAGACAAUUCAAAACUCAUGAAAGAAAAUGCAGAUUUAAUUAAAGAAAUUAACAGCUUAAGAGCUGAAGUCCUUUCCCUCCAAGCAGCAAAAAGGGGCCUCAAAGCAGCAAACAGAAACGCCAGCAGCAGCAGCAGCAGCAGCAGCAGCAGCAGCGGCGGCGGCGGCGGCGGCCUCGGAGCUGCUGCUGCUGCGGCUGUAGCUGCUGCGGCGGCUGCCGAAGAGGCGAAAGCUGCAGCAGCAACGCAGCCUGCAGCAGCAGCAGCAGCAGCAGAAGCACCCCCUGCAACAGAUGCAGCAGCAGCAGCAGCAGCAGCAGAAGCAGCAGCAGAAGGAAGUGUUGCUGCUGAAUGUGCAAAGCUAAUUGAUGAGCAGCAAAAAGAAAUGGAAAAGAUGAAAAGCAAAUUUGGAGAUAACUCAGAAGACAAUUAA